UGCCUACCAGUCUUGACUUGACGCGCGGAUCAUUAUCUUUCCUUCUUUUGUUUGAACUCGGGUGUGUGAGUAUAUAUUUCUUGCAGUUGGUUACAAGGGCUUGAUAGCAAAGCCCUCAUUUGUCUUGUUGUGGCAAAAUCGUCCACCGCUUACCAGAGGGACCCCGCCGCUUUCCCUCCGCCCCCUCCUGCGUCUUCCGACACCUACUCGACAGACCCUCAAGAUCUAAUCUCUUGAUUUAACAGCUGAGAUUCCUCACACUACAAACUUCCUUGCGCCUACAGCUCAGGCGUUGAAUCAAGUUCAAGUCCAAGAAUCCAGGAGGUGGCGAGAACCUUCUGACGAGCACGCGAGCCAAGAUGUUGAAGAUAUGGUCUAUGAAACAACAACAGCAACAAGCUGAAAAUGCCGAAGGCGCCGCCGGCAAGAAGAAGAAGAAGGUCACUGCCGCGCAGUUACGGGUUCAGCGAGACCUCCAAGAACUCACCCUAGGCAGCACCAUGAAAAUGACCUUCCCCAACCCCGACGACAUCCUCAACUUCGUACUGACCAUCGAACCCGACGAAGGCAUGUACAAGGGCGGCAGCUUCGCGUUUUCUUUUGCGGUCAACCAGAACUUCCCGCAUGAUCCGCCCAAGGUGAAAUGCACGCAGAAGAUCUAUCAUCCGAAUAUUGAUCUCGAGGGUAAUGUGUGCUUGAAUAUUCUGCGGGAGGAUUGGAAGCCCGUGUUGAAUCUGAAUGCUGUUAUUGUUGGGAUGCAGUUCCUCUUCCUCGAACCGAAUGCGUCCGAUCCCCUUAACAAAGAGGCCGCGGAGGAUCUGCGGGUUAAUCGCGAGGCGUUCAAGCGGAAUGUUCGGACGUCGAUGGGUGGCGGGACAGUGCGGGGGGUGCAGUUUGAUCGCGUGAUGCGGUGAUUCUUUUGUUUUCUUCUCUUACGGUACGGUGGCAAGAGGGGGAUGUUUUGUGCUGGCCUGGAGGUUGUCGUUUGUGGUAGCCGGCUGAGUAUAGGUGAUUCUUUUGGUGCGGGUGGUGCAGUUGUUCUGUGAUGGGCACAGGCACCAUAUGGAGGCAGGGUGCGCGAGCAUGCAUUUGUCAUUUGAAUUCCAUUAGCGACUGGAUAGAUUCCCUGUUUAUGAAAGAGAUG
This is a messenger RNA of Aspergillus homomorphus CBS 101889, 1144 nucleotides long. RefSeq names its product NEDD8-conjugating protein UBC12. The coding region runs from base 360 to 914 and encodes 184 amino acids. The transcript is spliced from 4 exons. The record is from RefSeq and is a predicted model, not a curated record. NCBI's taxonomy places the organism in Eukaryota, Fungi, Ascomycota, Eurotiomycetes, Eurotiales, Aspergillaceae.